UUCGCAACCACUUUCUUUUCAUCUCUCCUUCUCUCCUUCUCUCCAGCUGAAGGAUCCAGUGCCAGCCAACUUGGCUCCCACUAGCCGAUCCUAUCGAAUCCCGAUCUCCUUAUCAGACACGCCCGUCAGCCACGUCGACAGCCUCGAUCCUUCGCAGCCGCAAGGUUGGAGAAUACGACAGACAGGAGAACCAUCCACCGGCGAAAAGCACCAUGAUGGCGCUCAACAGCUCCGCGGACGGUUCGGAGCGUCGUGGUUUUCGACUGCCCAAUCCUCCGCCCCUCCUGCACACACGAUCGGGAAACGAUCCCGUAGACCGUCCCUCAACUCCCAUCCACAACAGCGCCAGACACGCGUUCACCAGCCCGGUUCAGACCCCGCAGGGCAGUCCCAGCAAGAAUCGGGCGCCUCCGGGAGCAAUUGACCUGCCCAGCGCCUUCGACAAGGCCCUAAAAUUGGCCCCCUCUACCCCCACCAAGCCGGCUCUUAACCACUCUUCCUUUUCCCCGUCGAAGAGCGGCCGCUCCGGCUCCGACGACCUGAAUUUCAAUGAAAGCGUGAUUCACCAGCCUUCCUCGACCCCGGCGCGUAAGGCAAACAAGGAGAACAGGCCUCCGAGCCCCACGCGUCUCGACAAGGAUUUGGGGUUGGGUAUCAAUGCGGCAGCCAUCUCGCGUCGGGAACCAUACCAGUCUCGUGACGAGACGCUUCAGAGACGACAGGUUCACCUGCACGGCUUGACACCAGAAGAGCUGGAGAAGCUCCAGACACCUAGUGUCAAGCGUCUUGUCAAUGUGACCCAACUAUACUUCCUCGAUUAUUACUUUGACCUGCUCAGUUACGUCCAUAACCGACAAAACCGCCUUGUCCAGUUCAAAGCCGCAUAUCCAGAUCCUCCCGAAACCCCGAUCGAUGAAUACGAACCCGCCCUUCUCAAAUACCUUGGCCGUGAACGCGCCCAUCUGCGGAAACGUCGCACCCGCCUACGGCAGCAUGACUUCCAGAUCUUGACCCAGGUGGGCCAGGGCGGUUAUGGACAGGUGUAUCUGGCGCAGAAGAAGGACACUCGCGAAGUCUGCGCGUUGAAGGUGAUGAGCAAGAAAUUAUUAUUCAAACUGGAUGAGAUCCGACACAUCUUGACCGAGCGCGACAUCUUAACUGCGGCGAAGAGCGAAUGGCUGGUUAAGCUGCUCUACGCCUUCCAGGAUGACAAUUCCAUCUAUCUGGCCAUGGAGUAUGUUCCAGGCGGUGACUUCCGUACGUUGCUCAACAACACUGGUGUUCUGCACAACCGUCAUGCCCGCUUCUAUGUCGCGGAGAUGUUCUGCUGCGUCGAUGCGCUGCAUGUCCUCGGUUACAUCCACCGGGACCUUAAGCCGGAGAACUUCCUGAUCGACUCGACUGGCCAUGUGAAGCUGACGGAUUUCGGUCUAGCGGCGGGGAUGCUGAAUCCUGGUAAGAUCGAGUCCAUGCGGGUGAAACUGGAGGAGGUGGGAAACACCCCCGUGCCGUUUGGUCGACCAAUGGAGAAGAGAACAAUGGCGGAGAGGCGUGAGGGCUAUCAAUCUCUCCGAAAGCGAGAGGUCAACUAUGCCAAGUCCAUUGUCGGAUCGCCCGAUUACAUGGCCCCGGAAGUCCUGAAGGGAGAACAGUAUGACUUCACCGUCGAUUAUUGGAGUUUGGGUUGCAUGCUUUUCGAGGCGUUAGCGGGAUACCCACCGUUUGCCGGUGCCACCGUUGACGAAACCUGGCAGAAUCUUAAGAACUGGAAGAGAGUGCUUCACAAGCCCGUGUAUGAGGAUCCGAAUUACUUCCUCUCGCGACGGACAUGGGAUCUCAUCACCAAGCUGGUCGCAUCGAAGGAGCAGCGAUUCAAGAAUAUCCACGAAAUUCACAACCACGAGUACUUUAACGAAGUUGAUUUCACGAAGCUCCGAGAACAGCGUGCGCCGUUUGUGCCUGAUUUGGAUUCCGAGACGGACGCUGGAUACUUUGACGAUUUCACCAACGACGCGGACAUGGCUAAGUAUAAGGAAGUGCACGACAAGCAACGAGCAUUGGAAGAGAUGGCCGAUCGGGAUGAGAAGAUGAGUAAGGGAUUAUUCGUCGGAUUUACAUUCCGUCACCGCAAACCCGCGAUGGACGGAGGACGAACUUCGCCUAGGAAGCCGAUUGCAACUGAUGGGACGUUUGGAACGAUAUUUUAAGUGCUGCAUUCUUACAUGACCCUUUGUUUUCUUGAUUUGUCUUUUUUUUUUUUUUUUUUUAACUUUCGGGUCUUUUUCCUUCCACCCACGAGCUGGCUCGACUUACUUUUCUCGUUCUAGACGGGUUUCUCGGCCCAUUGGAUUCCUUUCUUUUUCGAAUGUUGUUUUUACAGGUCCUCUUUCACCCUGUGGCUGACAGGGCAUCAUUGUAUGUGUGCAUUCUGGUUAUGUCUGUGUCGGUUGUCCGGAUGCUUAUGGGUUGGUGCAUGGCACAGCGCUGCUGGUGUUUCCGGCAGGCGUUCAUGGCGAAUAAUUAUUGUAUGAUACAGAAAAUGGCAUGAGUAAAAGCAUCUGCUUGAUGCGCAUAUCCUUGUUCUGACAUUCUAGACGGAAUACGAGUCUGAUCUGGAUGAGGUCUCCGG
Monascus purpureus is the source of this 2629-nucleotide messenger RNA. The record is from the annotation of a GenBank genome assembly. Lineage: Eukaryota; Fungi; Ascomycota; Eurotiomycetes; Eurotiales; Aspergillaceae.